Molecule: messenger RNA, 999 nt
Organism: Rotaria sp. Silwood2
Lineage: Eukaryota; Metazoa; Rotifera; Eurotatoria; Philodinida; Philodinidae
Source: the annotation of a GenBank genome assembly
AUGUCACUUCCUAUCCAUAAAAGAUAUGAAAUCGUCUUCUUGGUCAAACAUCGAUAUGGACCGCAUUUUGGGAUAAAAAAAGUAGCAAAAAUUGUUCAAUGCAGUACGUCAACUGUUAAAAGAUGGUUAGCUCGAUGGAAAGAAGACAAAUGUCUUGAUGAUCAACCAAGAGAAGGUCGUCGUCGGAUAACAACAGAAGAAGAGGACGAUUUGAUUGUUGAAACAACAUUUGAUAUAGAAGAACCAACUAGCAAAAAAGUUCGAGAUCAUGUACAGAAUGAAAACGUACAUGUGAGUGAACGAACAGUCCGUCGAAGGCUCCGGGAAGCUGGACUUCGAUAUUCAUCACCAUUAUCAAAACCUCUCCUGUCAUUUAAACACCAGCAAGAUCGUUUAGAAUGGGCACAAUUAGUUAAAAAUCAAAAUUGGUGUAAAGUUAUAGCAACAGAUGAAACAACAUUUCGCUUGAAUACCGUUCGACGUAUGUAUUGGCAACUGCCAGGUCAUCGUACCAUUAGAAGAACGGUUAAAUUUCCUUUGAAGGUCAAUGCUUGGGGGUGUAUGACUUCCAAAGGUUUUGGUACAAUUAUAUGCUUUAAAGAAAAUCUUAAAAGUCUUUUUUUAUGUAAUCAUUUAUAUCAAAAUGGAUUGUUACCAACAGCUACACAUUAUUUUGGACGAAAUAAAGAUUGGGUCUUGAUGGAAGAUAAAGACCCGAAACAUCGAUCUAAAUUGUCGAGGGACUGGAAGGUGCAACAUGGUAUAAAAGACCUGCCAUGGGCAUCUUUCAGUCCCGACAUGAACCCGAUGGAAAACCUUUGGUCGAUUCUCAAACUGAAAAUAUCAAUGAGAAAACCGUCAAAUAUGAAGCAAUUAAUCAACGCGAUUCAUAAAGAAUGGCGUCUGUUGCCGAAGGAACUGGCGGAAAAUCUUAUGCUUAGUAUGAAUCGCCGUAUCGAAAGUUUAAUUGACUCAAAUGGUGACUAUACAAUGUACUAA